Messenger RNA from Bactrocera oleae (olive fruit fly), 8665 nucleotides. RefSeq names its product four and a half LIM domains protein limpet (gene Lmpt). Gene Ontology annotation, molecular function: zinc ion binding; transcription coregulator activity. NCBI's taxonomy places the organism in Eukaryota, Metazoa, Arthropoda, Insecta, Diptera, Tephritidae. The record is from RefSeq and is a predicted model, not a curated record. Gene Ontology annotation, cellular component: nucleus; Z disc.
UCUAGAGCAGCGCGCCAACACUCAAUAUCCGCUUUUGGUUGUUUUCGUUUAUUCAAAUACGCGUAUUGAACGGCAUUCAACUAACUCAACAAAAAUUCGUUAAUCUCUUGAAAUGUUUACAGCGAUACUUCGCAUUCCUCCAUUCGGUGCUGGCUAUUUGGCGAAGUACAGCGGCGGCGGUUUGUUGUGGUUUCACUCGACAGCGACGUGAUUCAUUAUUCGUUGAAGUUUUUUUGAUUUUGUAUGGCUUUCGCCUGCAUUUAUCGCAAACGCAACUUUCGCGUAUUGCAACCAACUGCUGUCGGUUCGCUCCACAGUUCGGUUUUUUGGCCGCUCGCUGAUAUCAUCGCUUCGAUUAGUUUUAAUGGUUCGGCAAGCCGUUCUGAUAUCACUGCUGCAAAUAUUUCGUGGUCAAAGCAGCCGAGCAGUCGAUCUCGCAGAAGUCCUCUAUCUUAAUCAUCUACGGACGUUUGUCUUCGGUGCUUGUUUAAUUCUUGAAACAAUCAAAAUUAAUUUCCAAAUAGUAAUUGAUAAAUUGUAACACAUUGCAUAUUGUUAACCUUGAAUGCUACGCAGUGCCGCGCGGGCGUGAAUUAUCUACAAAAUUCUCUUUUCAUAAAUAGCGUCCAUAUUUUUCUUGUCUUGUGCCAAGAAAUUCCAAGGCGUUCGCACUUGAAUUUUCGCAAAAAUAAAACAAAGUGCUGUACAAAUAGUCAAAUGUGUAUAUACAAAGUAUUUUUUGUUUGUAUAUUUUCGGAAAAAUAAAAUCUGAGCAUAUGAAGAAUAAAAAUUAAAAAUUUUCAUUUGGUGAAUUACACAAUCAGUGAAACUGCGAAGCUGGUGUGGUGAGAUUUACAUAAUAUUUACGCGCACAAGCAGGCAUCGAACAGUGAAGACCUGCAUAGCCAGCCGGCGGCGCUAGUGACGAUUUGUGGCCUGUCGGAGUACCGCGCAUCUCGUGAGCGCGCUGCAAGAGGAAAGUUUUUAGUGAGCUCCGCAAAAAGUUCGGUUCGGUGGUGAAUUUUUGUGCGCUUGUAGAUUCCACACUCGCUUGUGACUGAUUGACGCUCUCAAUUCGACCGACGACUAUUCUUUUUUUAUAAUUCUUCAAACCCACUAAACAAUUUUAUUGGCAUGCAGUUCUCAAGUGCAUCAUAAAAUUAAACAAAUUUAGUCAUACCUUUUAUGCGUACGCGUCUUAAGGUCGCAGAAAGCAUUAGUUUUAUUGUGCAAAACUUAUGCGGCUUGGAAGGAAAAUCGCACACUUAAUUACUUUUUGACAUCUUCAUAUUUUAGACGAAAAAAUUCGAAUUUAACUCAUAGUAAAAUAAAACCGAUACGAAAUGGGUGAUGAUCUGUUGCCCGAACUCGGUGAUCUUGUGUUUUCGGUGCUCAUCGGUUAUGCCGGUGCCUUGGAAUUCCUUUAUGUAGUUCGCCAUUUAUAUCAUUGGAGCUUUGGUCACUUGAAUGCAACGCAAAAUGACGCAGAAAGUCUACGACGACUUCAGGAACGUAUGCGCAGUGAAUUGACGGAAGCAGAAUCUAAAGAACGACAAGCUGGUACCGAAGUCAUGAAAGAUGGAGUGCUUUAUAAAGACGGCUUUCGAAUAAGUGCAGAACAGCUGGAGAUAGAUCGCUUAAAAGCUGCACAAAAUUCUCCAGAAGCGCGGGAGAAGCGCAAAAAAGAAAUUGAGUUGGAACUAAGACGCCAACAGAAGAUUGAAGAUGAGACACGAAAGCAAUUGACUGAGGCUGAAGCGAAAUUAGCCGAAGAACGAAAGCAGGCUGCUGAAGAGCUCGCGGAGCAACAGGGAAUAGAAGAAGAAGAACGUAAGUUAUUGGUAGCGGAACGUGCGCGCGAAGAGCAACAGAAAAUGCUAGAACAACAGAAGGAAGCAAUGGAAGAAGCACGCAAGCUUGCAGAAAUAGAGCGACUGCGCAAAGAAGAAGAGCACAGAAGAGAAGUAGAAAACAAUGAACGUAAAGAGUGGGAGGUAGCUGAAUCCAAAAAAGCGGAAGAACAAAGGCGUCGUCGGCAGGAAGAAGAAGCACGUAGAGCGUCAGAAGAAGAGGAACUUAGGCGCCAACAAAAAACAGAAUCCGCACGUAUAGCAACGGAGGAGGAGAAACUUAAGCAUCAAGGAGAAGAAACUACACGUUUAGCGACAGCGAAAGCAGAACUUCAGCACCUAGAAGCAGAAAAUGUAGCGGCAGAACAGAAAGGUGCAAAAAAAGAAGAAGAUCAAGAAGACAAAGCAAAAGAAGCUGUUGAGGAAACAAUAAAGCUUAUAGCAGCAGAGAGACAACUGGAGUUAGAACAGCUUAGAAAGGAAAUGGACUAUUCGGUAGAAGCCGAAGCCAUUGAAAACGAAAGGAAAUUGUUUGAAGCGGAACGACUGCGAGAAGCAGAACAGCGAAACCAUGAUCUGGAAGACUGGGCGCCUAAGGAAAAUGCAGAAGAGCACUUGGAAGAGCGUGUUUAUAAGAACGAAAUACAUGCAAGUUCGAAUCCAAAGAAAGUAGACGAACCAGAAACCUUGGACAGCUUAAUGCAACUGCUCGAUGCUGAAAGUGAGCGCAAUUUACGUGAAAAAGAAUUUGAGGAGCGUGCAGCACAAGAGCGUUUAGAAAGGCAAAAAUUAAUCGAAGAGAAUGCUCGUAAGUUUCUCGAAGCCGACCAUGAAAUGGAAGAAUUACUGGAAAACGUACAAAAGCAGCGUCGUUUCUCAGCUACUGAGAGUACACCACAAUCUCCAGUUUUCGAAGAACCAUGUGUCAAAAAAACGAUGAGUCCACUCUCCGAUAACUCAGACAGUGGAGGCGAACGUUUGACGCAGACGGUUAAAACACAGUUUGGGCAAACCAGCAAUGAAUCAUAUUCUUUAUCAACGAAGCCGUUGCUCUUUAAGAGUAUAUCCGAUGAUACUCCAUCUUUUGAGCUUCAGAGCUCGUUAAGUGCACAACCAUCAGGAGAAUAUGACAUCGGUAGAGAUGGAACAACUGAGAAUAAAAUAGAUGUGCAAUUCUCACAAUUGGAACGACAAGAACCAGACGGUGGAGAAGAAAACGAUACAUCAGCCUCUACACAAUACACUGAAGACUACUUGCGCUCACUCGAUGGCAUAAAGCAACGCCCAUUGGUACGUGAGGAUGGUUCUGGACGCCGACGUGCUUUUAAAAAGCGUCGUUCCAGUGGCAGUUCGAAUUCAUCGUUCGAGUCACGCGCCUCACGGGAAGAGGAAGUCAAAAUGUUCACAUCGCUAGAGGAGGAAGAACUACAACCUAAGAAAGAGGGUGAUACGGAUUUUACUCCAAUCACAUACGCAAGUGAACCAUUGUUGAAGGUAAAAUUGCCUAGACGACGUCACAAGCGUAGUCCAGCGAAAGAUGCCAAACCAAGCGACAACAAUGUAAGAGGUUCACUAGAGAUGCUUGACGAAGAAGCAAAUACCAAUCCAUGGGGUGAAGUUACUCCUGAGCACUACAAGGAUAUGCCAUUUUGGAAACGUGAGAAGUCAAUGUCCAUCGAUGAGGAAGCCAUCGAACUCGAACCUCCUGCCACGAAAACCGAGGCAAAAAAAGACAAUAAUGCUAGAAAUGUGCCACAGGCCGCAGCUUUCGAAGAAGCUACACAUACACAAAACGAGGAAGCUAUAACAGUCUUGCAGCGACAACAGACGAAGGAAGAGCAGGAGUCUGCUGUGCAGAAGUCAGAUUCAGUAGAACCAACACGAGCAGACAUACAAUCGAAUCUUAAGAUCACACACGAAGUAUCACCCGAUUCUCCGAUUUCCCAUAAAUCUGCUUCUCCCCGCUUACGUCGCAGUCCGCGCAUUGAAGAAAUGGAUCAGUAUGAAGAAUUGUGGAACAAGACAAACGAUUUGCUUGCUGCGGAAGAAGCUUUAACACCCACUCCAUCAAUCACUGUUGACAAAUCACCAGACAUUGCGCCUUGGCGUGAUCAAUAUGGGCUUCUAAUGGAAGGGAUCAGUGAUUUUUAUGAUUUUACCGCUUCGGUGAAUCCAUCCCGUUCACGUUCCGCAUCACGUCAAGCUUCGCCAGCAUCUUCGCAGCCUAGUACGCCAAUACCAAAGAAUGUGGAAUUUGUGUUUAGUAAAGAUAGGCAAGAGACCUUGGAAAUAUAUGAUGACACAGGCUCCGUACUGGAAACAGAGCUUACGAAGGAAAAUGUAGUGGAAUUUAUAGAAUCUUUACAAAACGACUGCGUAAAAUUGUCUCAAACAAUUGGAGAUCAAUUAAAAUUUGUUGCCGACGGUUUGGAAUGCGAUUCACAUAAAGAAAUGAGGCUGUUAGUCCAAACAUUACGCGUGGAAAGACAAUCUAGAUCUCAUUCGCGCUCACCACUGCCCACAGAAGAUCAACUCGGACAUAGUUUGGAGAUGCGUCGCAAUAAGUUAAUUAAACACAACGAUGCUCUUUUUGAAGCUUUAAAUCGUCAAUCAUCGGAUAAUUCUAAUGCAUCCGAGCAGACAUCAAAUACUAUUGAAUCCCCACUCAACUCUGUAGAUAUAAGAUUAUUAGUCGAAAGCCAACGAACUCGAACAAGAUCCCGUUCGCGGUCACCCCUUCCAACUCCUGAUAAUAUAGAACGUAGUUUGGAAACACGACGUUCCAAACGUAUUCGGCAAAAUGAUGAGCUAGGUGAAAAGCUUGGUUUAGAUUCUAGUAUAAGUCGUAGAACAAGUCCAACGGAGUCUUCCAUUGAACUUUCACCUGAUUCUCUAACAGGUUUUGAGGAGGAGCACUCAAAAGAGAGCAUGAAUCUCUUAGUUCAAUCUCUUCGCGUGGAAAGAACAAAAUCAGGUUCAUGUUCGCGGUCUCGUUCACCCUUACCAACGGCAGAAAACCUAAGAACUGGCUUGGAACAGCGACGGAGGAAGAAAAUAGAACACAACGAUGAACUUUUUCAACAGCUUCAUAUCAAUGUACCAACAUUUAUGGAGGACACUCCAAAGAGGAAAAUAAUCACGGCACCGGUUAUAUCGAUACAAUGUUGUAAUGAAGAAUUCGAAGGGAGGUCUUCAUAUAUUGCACAGGAAAAAAGUGAAUAUUCAGUAGAGAGUAUGACUAGUUUGGUCGAGUCACUACGCUUACAACGUUCCCGGUCAAAAUCACCGAUGCGACAUCUUGAACGCAAUCGUACGCCUGAGCCGAGCAACAUACGCGUAGGUAUAAUGGAAGUCAGUCAAACGAGUGGAGGGGAAGAUGAACAUGAACGAAGGUCACGAACGCCAUCACGCUCAGUUUCCGUUUCACCCACACGCAUCAGCACGCAUUCUCCAUCACAACCUUUUGAAGAAAUAGACUUUCACGUGAUGUUAAAUCUAGAAGCCUCACAAAAUCGAACACUUUCCAAGUGUAGCGAAGAAAUAGAGAGCAUACUGGCUGAGAAGCAACGCCAAGUGGAUGCAGACGCUUUACGCAAAUUGAGUAACGCCAGUGAAGAAAUAGAGCUCCGUACCUUGACGCCAACAUCACCAGUUGUACCUAAAGAUAAGGACAAUUUGAUGACCUUGUCUAUAGACGAACGUAUGCGUCAACUACGCUGCUCACCGACGACGCCCGAUUACGAUCGCACCAUAUCGCAAGAGAGGAGUGAUGUGCAGCGCAUAAAGGAUGAAAUGUUGACAAGUGGAUUUAAGCGCUCCACCUAUGUCGGUGAAUCAUUGGAUCUUGGCAGUGAAUUUAUGCUAUUACGUGAGCAGACAGCACGUUUCCGACGCUCACGUAGUCCAUCACUCUCACUUAUUAUUACCGAGUCAUCUGAAAAAGCGGGUGAACGCCGGCAGGUACAGGACAGGAUAUUGGCCGAACUAAUUUCGGCUUCAGAACAAGUUGCAGUUGAAGAACGUUUGGGGGCGAAACCCAAAGAGAUGCGAGAUAUGAAGUCAAAAGACAAGCAGCAUCCAGAGUACGAAGAGCUGCGACGAAUAAAUGCAAAGUUUCAGCGAUCUCGUAGCCAAAGUCGUUCGCCACUUCGCGACAUCGAAACUAAAGAAGUGGUUAAAAUUGAGGAAGAAGCAGCAAAACGCGAGUUGCAAGACAGAAAAACUGAUUUAGAAAAGGCAAAUAUUAAUUUUCAAGAGUUCUCCCGAUAUCUAAAUGCCGGUUUCUUGGAUAAUGAACGUAGGGCUUCUGACUCAGCCCUUAUCCAAAAACCGGAAAUUAUAGUUCAACUACAGGAGCUUGAAGAAGAUUUUGAAUUAGAACCCGAAAAUUAUCACCAUUUUCGACGUUUCUCAUUGAAUCAGGAACAAUCGAUUGAAGAAUAUCCUAAUGAUGAUUUCGUUUAUGUUUCACAAAUCGAAGUACAAACGCCUAGCGGUACACGCACAUGGAUAAGAGAAGACUACUACAGUGAAGAUUUUGAUCAGUUGAAUUUUUUCACAGAUGCAAAUAUUGGCCCCACAAUAGGCGUUUAUAAUGAAUCAUUAGAAGCAUUAGAAGAGCAACUGCAGGUUGCAGAGGAGGAAGAAACUGAUGGUAGCGAAGAUGAGCGACAAACCGUGGUCGACGUAGACGAUGAAAUAGACGAGGACAUUUGUGAUUUUAACGAACGUGGUCCAGCCGAUGAGUCCCACCACGAGCAAUCCGAAUGCGAAGAAGCAGAGCGUGAGAUGGAUCAUUAUGCUGGCAGAGAUGCCGAUGACUGGCAGCGUGUAGAAAAUAUCGACGAAUUGUUAGAAGAGCAGAUCUUGUCAGCUAAUGAGGAAGGCGCCGUUGGCGGUACUAUUUCUGCAUUGGACUAUGAUUCAGAUUCGGUGGCGAUCGACGAGAUUUACGAUGAGGCAAUAAAGAAUCGAAAACAGUCAGGUAUACUACGGGAUUAUGAUAGCAUUUUAAAUGAAAUGCAAAAGAGCUAUUUGAAUAAAGAGGUCGCAGCCGAUGGCAGUGAAGGCGAUGUGAGUGCUACCAGCGAUACUUAUCGUACGAAUAAGGGAGCCAAUAAGAGGAACGAGAUCACGUCUUCACUGAAACUUAUAAAUAAUGAGCGCCGCGAGCGUGAGCAGCGGUAUCUGGGCGAUGCAAGUGUUGCUGAGAGACAGUCAACGCGGUUACGCACACGGUAUGGCUAUGCACCGCAGCUGAAUGUUAAGGGUAUGGAAGAUUUAGACAUUGAAGUAGACCUAAGUUAUACGCCAAAACGAGAGUAUAACUGGCGUAAGAAUUUCAAAAUAGACGAAGAUGAGGAGAACUCCAAUAAAUCACAAUUUCUCGAUACGGAGAUAAAUAUGAAUGAUAACAUGAACAACGCAAAUCAAUAUUUGGAUUCGCGGAAAUUUAGUCUUGGUGGUGAGAGCAUAACUCUUUUCAGCCAAGGUGCGGAAGGUGUGUGCUAUGUUGCUGAUGAGGAUCAACAGAACACCGAAACUAUAGAGAAAGAGAAGGAGUGCUCAAAUGAGCUAAAUGAGCCAUUGCAGAUGGAAGGAGCAGAAUUAUCCCUGGAGAAAUCCAAGAAAAAGAAGAGUAAAAAGAAAUUACGCAAGGAUUCCAAAUGUAAUAGCCUCGAAUUUGUUACGAAAGAUGAUGAUGAUUCAGAGUCACACAUCCACACUGGUAUACAUGAGGGUAUUGAAACCGAUUCACCUAAACGCAUAAAAGCGCGCUCCCGCCGCAACUCGAGAAAUAGUUUGACCAAUGAGGAAAUAAACAGUGGGCCGUUUUCACCACGUAGCAGUCUUGUGGGCGAAGAGACAACCGAUAAUUUGGUAGAUAAUUUAACAACAACAGUUACCAACAAGAAGAAGCUCAAAAAGCGUAAAAAGACAAGGGAAACAUUUGUCAUAAUGGAAUCCGACAUUAAAGAGGAGCUUGCGGCGGAGGAAACUGAACUUUCCUCUUAUUUCGAUUUAACCCUCAAAGUACCAACAGCGUCGGCAGCGGUCUCACCCGGCACAAUCAGCAUUAAUCCGCUCGCUACGCUGAGUCCACAAAAUAGCAUCUGCACGCCGAGCAGCUCCUUGGACUACGAAACACCCGAACUAAAGGAGCUGAACAGUGCCUCGUCCUCCGCUGUAGGCUCACCCAAACAACAGGAAGUGGACACACCCGCUGUAGAAGCGAGAAUUUCGGCAGCAGCUAAUGCUUUAACAUCUACACCAACAACAACACCAGAAGCGAUAGUAAUGAUGGCUACGCGCACCUCUACUACCCCCACCACUACAACAAGAACAACAGUGGAUACAUUUGAUAUCCUCAAGGACGCUAAUUUUUAUCCGCUUUUCUAAUUAACGCUGCAAACAGAGUCAUAGUUGAAAAGAAAAUCUGAAAAAACGAAACCUCAAAUAGCCUCACACUGCACCCGCUCCUGCACCUACACCUAGCAUAAAACAACUUGAAAAUAUAUACAUUAACAUGAGUUCUGUUAAGUUCAUGCCAAAAUGCAGCCGCAUUGAUAGCAAGCAAACGUAUCUGCUCUCCUCCAGCGCGACAUUAAACGAAAUCCAAUGAAGAAAUCUAAAUUGAUCUAAAAGACACAGACCCACACGAACACUUUUUUCUUGUAUUUAAUUCAUUUUUAUUGAUACGAAUUUGAGUAUUUCAAAAUACCGACGAUGUUCUUAAAACGAAGAUUUAUAUUUCUAAACAUGUAUUCACGCUUACAUACAUAUCCUUUAAAUAAAGUAUUUACGUUAUUAUAAAA